ACAUCAUCCUCAUCCUCACCGACGACCAGGACGAGCAGAUGGGCGGAAUGGUGAGGAAUUAGGGUCACAUUACUGACAGCGAGUGUGGGAUCACUGCCAUCUUGGGCUGUUUAAGCAAAGACGCCGAUGAAGAAGACGAGAGAGCUGAUUGGUGACGCCGGCGCGACCUUCUCUAACGCUUUCACCUCCACGCCGCUGUGCUGUCCGAGCCGCAGCAGCUUCCUGAGCGGCAGAUAUCCACACAAUCAUCUGGUGCACAAUAACUCAGUGGAGGGAAACUGCAGCAGCGCCGCCUGGCAGAAAACAGCCGAGCCCUUCGCCUUCCCCGUUUACCUCAACAAGAUGCGCUACCAGACCUUCUACUGCGGUAAAUACCUCAACCAGUAUGGCAGUAAAGACGCUGGCGGUGUUGCUCAUGUGCCUCCUGGAUGGGAUCAGUGGCAUGCGCUGGUGGGAAACUCUAAAUAUUAUAACUACACUCUGUCAGUGAAUGGGAAAGAGGAAAAGCAUGGAGACAGCUAUGAGAAGGAUUAUCUCACAGACCUGGUGCUGAACCGCUCUCUGCAUUUCCUGGAGGAGCGCAGUCCCAGUCACCCGUUCUUCAUGAUGUUGUGUCCACCGGCUCCUCACUCUCCGUGGACCGCCGCUCCACAGUACAGCGGCUCCUUCAGCGGCGUUAAAGCUCCGCGCAACGGCAGCUUCAACAAACCUGGAACGGACAAGCAUUGGUUACUACGGCAACCUGCCAAUCCAAUGCCGAACAGCUCUAUUGAUUACCUUGACAACGCUUUCCGCAGAAGAUGGCAGACUCUUCUGUCUGUGGAUGAUCUGGUGGAGCGUCUGCUGAAGAAGCUGGAUUCAGUGAAGGAGCUCGACAACACAUACAUCUUCUACACGUCUGACCACGGAUAUCACACCGGUCAGUUCUCGUUACCCAUUGACAAAAGGCAGCUGUAUGAGUUCGACAUCCGCAUUCCUCUGCUGGUUCGGGGUCCAGGAAUCAAAGCCAAACAAACACUUCAGUCUCCAGUGCUGAAUAUUGAUCUCCCGAUGACGAUCCUGGACAUCGCUGGAGUCAAUCUGUCCACCGUCAACAUGGACGGACAGUCCUUCCUGCCGCAGAUGGCCCCGUCCCUGCGUAACGGCACCGAGCGGCCCUUCUUCCUGGUGGAGUACACGGGUGAGGGAUACUCGUCUCAGGACCCCAGUUGCCCCAAACUGGGCCCCGGCCUCGCUGAGUGUUUUCCAGACUGUGUGUGUGAAGACGCCUUUAACAACACCUACGCCUGCGUCAGGACGCUCAAAGGCGCAAACCUGCAGUACUGCGAGUUCGCCGACAAUGAGGCGUUUGUGGAGAUGUACAACCUGACGGCAGAUCCUCAUCAGCUGGAGAACAUUGUGAAGAAAGUAGAUCCGUCACUGCUGCAGAUCAUGAACCAGCGGCUGAUUAAACUACAGUCCUGCGCUGGAGACACCUGCAGAAACAUCAGAUGAGGAUGAUGAUGAUGAAUACCGCAGGCAAACCUCACAUACAAAUCAAGAUCUGCUGCUUUAUUCAUACACACACACACACACACACACAACAACAACACACACAAACACACACACACACACACACUCAUACACACUCAGAGAAAACAACAACAAUGAUCCGCUUUGGUUUUAUUUUGGUAAUAUGCUCAUGUUAAACUCUCCUGCAAGUAAACAGGUACUUUUAACCAUGUUUUGAAUACAUUCACCAGAACUCUGGGUCUAGCAGGAACACUUUUAGCUUAGCUUAGCAUAGAUCAUUGAAUUGUAUUAGACCAUUAGCAUCUCACUCAAAAAAAAAUGUGUUUUUUUUAAGCUCAAUUUUUAAACUUAACUGGUCUGUAAUAUCAAGUAAUAAGAUGGAAAAUGAAAAGUUGCUAUUUUCUAGGCUACACGCUAAGCUAGUUACCUAGCUAUUUUGAGGCUUUGCGUAUUAUUUUUCCGCUUGGUGCAUGAUGUAGCUACAGAAGAGUUAAGCUUUAACUAAAUUAUGGAAGCUCUUUGGUAAUUUUUUUUUUCAGUGAGAUGCUAAUGGUCUAAUCUGAUUCAAUAAAUUAUGCUAAGCUAAGCUAAAAGUGCUCCUGUUAGACCAGAGAUUGACUAAAUGGCUUAAAAUGUGGCGAAACACUCCUGUUUAACUGCAGGAGAGUGGUAAAUGAGCACAUUUCAAUUACAUUAAAUCAUAAAUUUAGUUCCAAAAAAAAAGUUAACAAAGUUCAUCAUUGAUUCAUAUAAUGCAGAUAUUUAAAUAAGUCAUCAGCUACAGGCACUUUGAGAGUCAAAGAAAACAACAGCAAAAUAAAUCCCUGUGGCUCAGUGAAACCAUGUGCAAGAAAAUUAAACAUUAUUCACAGCAUAAUUAUCUUAAAGGGCCAGCGCAACAAAACUGGAUUUAAAGGGGCAGCACACCCAAAAAUGAAACUCACAUUCAACCAAUUUCUGGUUCUAGCAGGAGCACUGUUAGCUUAGCUUUGCAUAGAUCAUUGAAUCAGAUUAGACCAUUAGCAUAUCACUCAAAAAUGACUAAAGAGUUUGGAUAAUUUAAACAUUAGACAUUAUUACUACAUAACUAUCUUAAAGGGCCAGCUCACCCAAAAAUAAAUCUCUGUUUUCAUGUAGUUAAUAUGAUUCACAUUAGUCAACCUUUAAAGCGUCAUUUUAAGCAACAAAACUGGAGAAUAUGUUCAAGCCUGUUCGCACAAAACUGGAUUUAAAGCGCCAGUACACCCAAACAUGACAUUAACUGACUUCUUCCAAACCUGUUUGAGUUUCUGAUGAACAAAAAACCCCAAGAUAUUCUAAAGAAACAGCCAUUGACUUCCUUACUAGGUACAAAAAGUACUUUUUUUUCAAGCAUUCCUUAGAAUAUCUUGUUUUUUGUUUUAACAGAAACUCAAACAGGUUUUAAAGAAGUCAGUAAAUGAUGACAAAAGUUUUAUAUUUGUGUGUGCUGGCCCUUUAAAUCCAGUUUUAGCAAACAGGCCUAAACAUGUUCACCGGUGUUGCUGCCUCUAAUGACGCUGUCUCUUUAAAACUCUUUUAUAUCGCUUAAAUAAUGUAAAUAAUGUUCAGCUUUUGGCACAGAUCAAUCAAUUUGCUUUAUAAAAGCUCCAUGUAUGGUCACGGGGGAAAAACAACAAUAAUAUUACAUCAGUUUAAAGAAACACUCCACUUUUUAUGAAAAGAUGCUAAUUUUACACUUUCCUAAAGUCAAACAGGUCAGUUUUACCAUGUUUUGAUUAAAUUCAGCCAAUCUCUGGGCCUAAAAGGACCAAUUUUAGUUUAGCUUAGCAUAGAUCAUUAAAUCAGAUUAGACCAUUAGCUUCUCACUCAAAAAUGACUAAAGAGUUUGGAUGAUUAUGGAUUGGAUUGGAUUGUCAAAUUGAAUUAUUAGACAUUAUUUACAACAUAAUUAACUUAAAGGGCCAGCGCACCCACAAAAUGAAACUUCUUCAUUUACUGGCUUCCUUAAACCUGUUUGAUUUUUCUGUUGAACACAAAAACAAGAUAUACUGAAGAAUCAAACAUUGACUUCUGUAGUAGGAACAAAAAAUACUCCUUUUUAUUUCUAGCAUUCCUCAGAAUAUCUUGUUUUUUUUUUUUGCUCAACAGAACCUCAAACAGGUUUAAAGAAUCCAGGUAAUGAUGACAGAUGUUACAAUUUUGUGUGCGCUGGCCCUUUAAAUCCAGUUUUGUGCAGACAGGCUUGAACAUGUUCACCAGUGUUGCUGCUUAUAAUGACGCUGUUUCUUUAAAACUCUAUUUUAUCAGUUAAAUAGUGUAAAUAAUGUUCAUCCUUUUGCACAGAUCAAUCAUUUUUCUUCAUUAGAGCCUCAUGUAUCAUCACAGGGGAAAAACAACAAUAAUGUUGGAUCAAUUUAAAGAAGCACUCCUUAAGUUUUUUUUUAAAUAUGCUCACUUUACACCCUCAAAGCCAAACAGCUGAGUUUUACCAUGUUUUCAAUACAUUCAGCCAAUCUCUGGACCUAAAAGGAGCACUGUUAGCUUAGCUUAGCAUAGAUCAUUGAAUCUGUUUAGACCAUUAGCAUCUCACUCAAAAAUGACUAAAGAGCUUGGCUGAUUUAAACAUUGGACGUUAUUACUACAUAAUUAUCUUAAAGGGCCAGCGCACCCAAAAAUGAAACUUCUGUCUCAUUCAGCCGAUCUCUGAGUUAGCUUAGCUUAGCAUAGAUCAUUGAAUCGGAUUAGACCAUUAGCAUCUCGCUCACAAAUGACUAAAGAGUUUGGCUGAUUUAAACAUUAGACAUUAUUACUAAAUAAUUAUCUUAAAGGGCCAGCGCACCCAAAAAUGAGACUCAAUGUAUGGUCACAGGGAUUACUUUAGUUCUGCUUGUAUGUGUGUUUUGUGGUUAUAAAAGUACAGAUUGACCAGCGUUUUCUGAAUCACUAAUUAGUUUCAGCUAAAAUUCAGUAAAGGAUGACAGAAGUUUGAUUUUUUUUUUGUGUGUGUGUGUGUGUGUGUGUGUGUGCGCGCGCGCUGGCCCUUUAAAUCCAGUUUUGUGCAGACAGGCCUGAACAUGUUCACCAGUGUUGUUGCUUGUAAUGACGCUGUUUCUUUAAAACUCUUUUAUAUCGGUUAAAUAAUGUUCAGUUUUUGGCACAGAUCAAUCAUUUUGCCUAAUAAAAGCUCAAUGUCUUGUCACGGGAAAAACAACAAUAAUAUUACAUCAGUUUAAAGAAACACUCCACUUUUUAUGAAAAUAUGCUAAUUUUACACCCUCCUAAAGUCAAACAGGUCAGUUUUACCAUGUUUUGAAUACAAUUAGCCGAACUCUGGGUCUAGCAGGAGCACUGUUAGCUUAGCUUAGCGUAGAUCAUUGAAUCGGAUUAGACCAUUAGCAUCUCACUCAAAAAUGACUAAAGAGUUGGGCGGAUUUGAAUAUUAGACAAUAUUUACAACAUAAUUAUCUUAAAGGGUCAGCGCACCCUGAAACUUCUGUCUUCAUUUAGUUCAAAUUAUUUACAUUAUUCAACCUUUAAAGAAACAGCGUCAUUAUAAGCAACAAAACUGGAUUUAAAGGGCCAGCUCAUCCAAAAAUCCAACUUCUGUCACAUUCAGCCAAUCUCUGGGUCUAACAGGAGCACAGUUAGCUUGGCUUAGCACAGAUCAUUGAAUCGGAUUAGACCGAUAGCAUAUUACUCCAAAAUGACUAAAGAGUUUGGCUGAUUUAAACAUUAGACUUAAAUUACAACAUAAUUAUCUUAAAGGGCCAGCGCACCUAAAAAUGAAUCUGAGCUCAAUGUAUCAUCACAGGGAUUACUUUAGUUCUGCCUGUAUGUGUGAUUUUUGACUCUAAAAGUACAGAUUGACCUGCAUUUUCUGAAUCACUAAUGAGUUUCAGCUCAUUUUACUGAAGGAAAUAAAGCGGAGGGUAAAUAAACAGCAAAUGUUUAUUUAUUUUUUUGGUGAACUGUCUCUUUAAAAAGACUAGAAAUUAAAAUUCUGCACACUUUACUCACCAUUAUGCUAGAAACACAAAAGUGGACGGAUUUACAUUCUAUGCCAAAGAAAACAUAGAGGUUUGUGUGAGUAAAUAUUGAGGGAAAGGUGUUAAAGUGAAUGUAUUUACAGCCUGAUGGUAGUUUUGGCUGCAAUAAAUCAUUUCUGAGGGAUUUCUGGAAGUUUACUGGCUUCACUUCCACCUCAUGCCAUUGAUUUUUCAGCACUUUUCACGGUAAAUGAACCAGAUGGAGUGUAAUUUACCCUGUGCGUUUUAAGUUGUUUGGUUUGAUCUUUAUGUCUGUGGUUGUUUUAUGAUGUUUUUCUUCAUGUACUGUGAAUUAAACUUUACUGUGAGCAGAUCUGCUGGUUUUAAUGCGUGUAGCUUUAGCAAAGGGAGAUGGUCGGAUGUUGAAGGGAAUUGUUGAUUUUAAUCUGAAGCCUGAUUGUGCCUGAUGUUUUGCACUAAAGCAGUGUCUGUGCCUUUUUGUACGAUACAAAUGUCUAAUUUUGACUAAUCAAUAAAUUUACUACAAAGAAAGAAA
This is a messenger RNA of Danio rerio (zebrafish), 6036 nucleotides long. NCBI's taxonomy places the organism in Eukaryota, Metazoa, Chordata, Actinopteri, Cypriniformes, Danionidae. The record is from RefSeq and is a predicted model, not a curated record.